AUGUCUAGACCAAACCACCAGCACCACCAGAUUAAUCUAGAAAUCAAGCGGCAUGAAGAUAAUAUUAAAUUUCUGCAGAGUGAGAUUAACCGCUUGAGUGAAUCUAUACUUGAUUUGCAAGUGAGUCUUGGAAAACAUCUCCCAGCCAAUGGAACUGGAACAACAAAUGAAAGCGCCGCUACUCUUGCUGAGAAGGAUGAAACAGAACAGAUAUUGCGGCAUGAGAAAUCUGCAGCUAGUUUAUUGUGCAGGCUGGAGCUGUUGAAAUCUCAUCACGCGACUCAGGCUUUGAAUUUGGCUCUGACAAAGGAUGUUUUGGGUAUUGUUGGCAUUGUUGCCACCCUUGGCAGAGUCGAUGAUGACAAUCUUAGCAGGCUUCUCUCAGAAUACUUGGGACUGGAAACGAUGCUAGCAAUUGUAUGCAAGACGUAUGAAGGUGUUAAGGUUCUAGAGAAGUAUGAUGCGGACGGCACAAUAAUCAGCACUGCCGGUAUACAUGGGCUAGGAUCUUCUAUUGGGAAGAGCAUAAAAGGGCGGUUUCUUGUUAUAUGUCUUGAAGAUUUAAGCCCAUAUGUUGGGGGAUUUGUAGCUGAUGACCCACAAAGGAAGCUUUCUCUUCCAAAACCAAAACUACCAAAUGGGGAGUGUCCGCCUGGCUUUCUUGAUUAUGCAGUGAACACAAUCAAUUUGGAUGACAAAAACUUGGAUUGUCUCACCAGCGGUGGGCAUGGUCUCAGAGAGACACUAUUCUAUAGCCUCUUUUCUCGCCUCCAAAUAUAUAGAACCAGAGCGGAGAUGCGUCUUGCUCUGCCAUGCAUAAAUGAUGGAGCACUGUCUUUAGAUGGCGGGGUUAUUAAAAAGAGUGGCGUGUUCAUCCUGGGAAGCAGGAAAGAUAUAGAGGUCAAAUUUCCUGCAACCUCUGGAGAAUCUAGUAUGCCUGCAAAAUACCUUGAAACUGAGGAUAUGAUCAAGAAGCUGAAAUGGGAGCGAUCUCAUGUUACCGAGGAUAUGCAAAGAGAACAAGAAUUGUUGGACUUCGCUAAGGCAAACUUCACCAGACAAGUGUGA
Molecule: messenger RNA, 1068 nt
Organism: Prunus armeniaca (apricot)
Lineage: Eukaryota; Viridiplantae; Streptophyta; Magnoliopsida; Rosales; Rosaceae
Source: the annotation of a GenBank genome assembly